Capsicum annuum is the source of this 603-nucleotide messenger RNA. RefSeq lists its product as uncharacterized. Lineage: Eukaryota; Viridiplantae; Streptophyta; Magnoliopsida; Solanales; Solanaceae. The transcript is spliced from 2 exons. The coding region runs from base 1 to 603 and encodes 200 amino acids. The record is from RefSeq and is a predicted model, not a curated record.
AUGGCAAAAUCAUAUUUGAAGACUGAAUUUCACAUGUUAAUGGAGAAAAUGGAGGCAGUUAAUGCUAGAGUGAAGAAUUACUUGGAAUUGGCUGGUUACGAUAAAUGGGCUAGAUCGUAUGCAUUUGUUCAUAGAGGAUGGACUUUAACUUCAAACAUUGCCGAGUCCAUUAAUGCUGCUCUAGUUUCAGCUAGAGAACUACCAAUGUAUGAUUUUUUGGAGGAAGUUAGAUUGAUGUUUGAAAGAUGGAACUGUGAAAACAGACAACAUGCGUUGUAUACUUUUACAGAUCUUAUUUAUAAAUUUCAAGAAAUUCUUCAACAGAAUGAAGCGGAGUGUACACGUAUGAAGGUUAUACCUGCAUCAGAGUACAUCUAUACAGUCCACAACAAGGAGAAACAUUUUAUUGUUUGUCUUAAGAAAAAAAAAUAUUUUUGCAAUGCAUUUCAAUUGGAUGAGAUAUCGUGUGUUCAUGCUUGUGCAGUUCUUGAUAGCAAGAAUUUCAAGAAGGGACCAUAUUGCUCUGAUCUAUACAAGCCAAAAACCGUCUUGAGAACAUAUGAUCUUUCAAUUUAUCCUCUACCACACAAAGAUGACUGGUGA